Molecule: messenger RNA, 1952 nt
Organism: Oryza brachyantha (malo sina)
Lineage: Eukaryota; Viridiplantae; Streptophyta; Magnoliopsida; Poales; Poaceae
Product: cytochrome P450 716B2-like
Exons: 2
Coding region: 77-1567 (496 amino acids)
Biological process (GO): sterol metabolic process
Molecular function (GO): iron ion binding; monooxygenase activity; oxidoreductase activity, acting on paired donors, with incorporation or reduction of molecular oxygen
Source: RefSeq, a predicted model, not a curated record
GCGUUUUUUGUCCGUUUCACCCAACACAUCAAAACCUCACACUCAUCGUCGACCCAGCUUUGCCAUCAUCGCCGCAAUGGCUGUCGCCGUCAUCCUCGCGCUCCUCGUCGCCGUCCUGACGCCGCUGGCCGUCUAUCUGGCGGGGAGAACGAGGAGCGCGUCGCCGUCGCCGCGGCGCGGCCUGCCGCCGGGCUCCCUCGGCCUGCCGCUGGUCGGGCAGAGCCUGGGCCUCCUGCGCGCCAUGCGGCGGAACACCGCCGAGCGGUGGCUGCAGGACAGGAUCGACAGGUACGGCCCCGUGUCGAAGCUGUCGCUGUUCGGCGCGCCGACGGUGUUCGUGGCAGGCCCGGCGGCGAACAAGGUGGUGUUCCUCAGCGAGGCGCUGGCGCCCAAGCAGCCCCGGAGCCUGGCGACGAUCAUCGGGAGGAGGAACGUGCUGGAGCUCGUCGGCGACGACCACCGCCGCGUGCGCGGCGCUCUGAUGCAGUUCCUCAGGCCGGACAUGCUGCGGCGGUGCGUGGGCAAGAUCGAUGGCGAGGUCAGGCGCCACCUCGCCGACAGGUGGGCUGGCGAACGCGCCGUCACGGUGCUGCCGCUGAUGAAGACGCUGACGUUCGACAUCGUCGCCACGAUCCUCUUCGGGCUCGACCGCGGCGGCAUCCGGGAGCAGCUCGCCGCCGCGUUCGCCGACAUGCUGGAGGGCAUAUGGUCGGUGCCGCUGGACCUGCCGUUCACCGCGUUCCGCAGGAGCCUCAGGGCGAGCGCCAGGGCUCGCCGGCUGCUCGCGGCGACCGUGAGGGAGAAGAAGGCCAGCCUGGAGCACGGCAGGUCGUUCCCAUCGGACGAUCUCAUCAGCUACCUCGUCAGCCUGCGCCACGGCGACGGCGACGGCGGCCGGCCGCUGCUGACCGAGGAGGAGAUCAUCGACAACUCCAUCGUCUCCCUCACCGCUGGCCACGACACCUCCGCCACCCUCAUGACCUUCAUGAUCCGCCACCUCGCCAACGACCCGACCACCCUCGCCGCCAUGGCCCAAGAGCACGACGAGAUCGGGAGGAGCAAGGACGGCGGCGAGGCCCUGACAUGGGAGGACGUCGCGAGGAUGAAGCUGACGUGGCGCGUCGCGCAGGAGACGCUUCGCAUGGUGCCUCCCGUCUUCGGCAGCUUCAGGCGAGCCCUCGACGACGUCGACCUCGACGGCUACCGCAUCCCCCGAGGGUGGCAGGUGUUCUGGGCGCCGUGCGUCACGCACAUGGACCCGGCCAUCUACCACGAGCCGAUCAAGUUCGAGCCGUCGCGGUUCGACAGUCAGGCGGCGGCGCCGCCGCCGCCGCCCUACUCGUUCGUGGCGUUCGGCGGCGGGCCGAGGAUCUGCCCGGGGAUGGAGCUCGCGAGGGUGGAGACGCUCGUGACCAUGCACUACCUGGUGAGGCACUUCAGGUGGAGGCUCUGCCGCGGGGAGAAGGACGACACCUUCGUCAGGGACCCGCUGCCGUCGCCGGCGAACGGCCUCCCCGUCGAGCUCGAUCACGUCGCUCCUCUCCUUCCCGUCAGGGGUGAUAGCUAAGGAUAAAAUAGAAAUAAUUUUAAACGAAAAGUGAUCGGUGCGAUGUGACAAGUACGAUAAAUAGUAUUUAAAUAUUUAUAUUUUAAAAUAAGAUUCAAAUUCUAAAAGAAUACUUAUUUUUAGAAUUUUAUAUUUUUAGAACGAAGAGUCAUAAAGUUACCAUUAUACUCCCUCCAAUCUCGAUUAAACGAGGUUGGUUAGUUCUGGGCUUCUGGCCACAUAACAAAUACUAAAGGUUGUACAUCAUAAUUUUUAUAGCAGUUUUUAAGAUGAGCUAUUCAUAUACAUAAGAUAUGGCUGUAAGAAAAAAAAUAACAAAAAUUAUCUCUACGUUUUCCUCUUCCGUUCACUGCUGUUGCUUCUAUGUACAUUUUUUUUUCCAGCU